This is a messenger RNA of Patella vulgata (common limpet), 2979 nucleotides long. RefSeq names its product adenylate cyclase type 10. The record is from RefSeq and is a predicted model, not a curated record. The transcript is spliced from 16 exons. Gene Ontology annotation, biological process: cyclic nucleotide biosynthetic process; intracellular signal transduction. Lineage: Eukaryota; Metazoa; Mollusca; Gastropoda; Patellidae. Bases 1 to 2979 code for a protein of 992 amino acids. Gene Ontology annotation, molecular function: adenylate cyclase activity. Gene Ontology annotation, cellular component: cytoplasm.
AUGUUCCGAAUACUGAGGGUUUCAAUCGGUGUAACGACUGGUGCGACAUUUUGUGGUGUCGUGGGACAUAAACGUAGACAUGAAUAUACAGUUAUUGGUAGAAAGGUGAAUAUGGCUGCUCGAUUGAUGAUGCACUACCAUGAUAAAGUUACGUGUGAUGACGACACGUUCACAUUAAGUCGUCUGUCAGUCAGUAAUUUUGAUAUUUUAACCACGAAGAGAAUGAAAGGAUUGCGUCACGUGGGAACUAUCCGAGAAUUCAAAUUUCAUGAGAACGAAGAGACGGGGCUGGAAAACACCCUUCCAUAUUUUGACUACCCAAUUCUAGAUCGCGAACAACAUAUCGAGUUAUUUACCCAUCAAUUAAACAAACUACAACAUGCUGAAGUGUAUGACACGUGGCACCAGACACAAGACAUUGAUAAGAAACAACAUGACCACCGUCGUCACGUGGUUUACGUCGGCGCUGCUGGCAUUGGAAAGACGAGGCUUCUAGAUCAUUUUACCGUUCUUGCUGCCGAACAAAAUGUUAGAUGCCUAUCGUUUGACCUGACGACCAGUGACAUCAACAAAAGUCACUUCCUGGCCCGCCAUAUUUUGAAAGUAUUACUGGUGACGUCAGGAUUCUCACAGGAAGUUGAUUCGGAGCCUCUUUUAUUGGAGAAUCUACGACAUCAUAAGCUGAUUGGAUAUCUUCACUCAUUCUCCGAUGUUAUUGGAGUUAAGUUAAAAUCCCCGGACAAUAUGACUUUAUUGAUGAUAGGUGAGAAAGAAUCUAAAGAUAAAAGAUAUGAAAUUUACAAGAUGCUAGUGCAAAGUUGUCUGGAUAAAUUGGGACCAACUGUAUUUAUAUUGGACGAUAUGCGAAGCUGUGACAUCAUGUCUUGGGAUUAUCUCUAUGCCCUAUCAGACUGUCCAUUAGCCCUCAUAGUUCUAGGCGUCCGUCCUAAAUCCAUUGAUGAACCGUCCUGUCCGGCAGCCCAGAUGUUUUUUGAGAGAGGUGAUACUGUAACAAUGGAUGUGGAGAAUAUUGACCAGAGAUUUAUGACGGCUCUAGCUUGUCAAAUUCUGGAUGUUAGUCGACUCCAUAGAGAUAUUGACAGUUUGGUGCGAAAGUUAAGUCACGGUAUCCCAUCGUGGACAGAACAACUGCUUUUGGCUAUGUACGAGAAGAAACAGCUUUUAAUUGUUAUUAAUGAUGGGAAACAAAGUCUUGGACAAUCUACCGUCUCGCCACAGACCAUCUUUAUAACAAAAAAACCUACAAAAGAAAGACGAUCAUCGAGAGUGGACAGAAGGAAACAGAGCCUUGUGUUUGAUACAAGUCUUCAAACAUCGAAUGCUGAAGCUGGUACUGAGUUUGCUGGGGAGAUGUUGGCUUGUCUUGGUUACAUCCCAAACAAACCUGGAGCUUUAGUUAAAUCAUCAACCAAUCUGAACGUGAAUAAUAAACGUGUGGCAAUCCUGGCAGAUGGCGUCAGAAUAAAGGAUUUAGGAAUUCCAUCAUCUAUGUCAAAUAUGGUAGUAGAGAGACUUGAUUCCAUGAGGUCAUUGGAUCAGUUAAUCAUCAAAUGUUCUGCUGUUAUUGGUCAACCCUUGUCACGCGAGAUAAUCAAAGCCGUACUCCCAAAGGCAAACAUGUUUAAGAUCAAGAUGUCUUUAAAACGAUUAUUUAAAAAUGGGACGUUUCAGUGUGCUACGAUUAGUUUAAUGAUGGAUCGUACACAGAAGAAAUGUUGGUGCCCCAGAAAUCAAAAAGAGUUGGAGGAGCCCGGUGGCGUGGUUUGUAACCAUUUUGGUUUCAGAAACAUUUUGUUACAAGAAACAGCUUACAACACAUUGAUGUCGACCCAGAGAACUGAACUUCAUCUUAAGACUACUAAAUAUCUUCUGGAAACUAUCGAGAGCAGCAGACAGUAUCUUCCAUUGUAUCUCUAUUCCACCAAUCUUGUAAAGUUGGACGAACAGUUUCAUGUUAAUGGUAACAUGGAUGAACGCAAGAAGAACUUAAGGGUUAAAGAUGUGUUGCAAGAUAUAUCAAAGUCUGGAAACAUGGAUUCAUACCUCCACCAUCUCAACUCAACUUGUGAAGCAAAUCGUCAGAAAGAUCUUCUCGUCAUGAUACCAGUUUAUAAACGAGUCAAAUAUCAUCUGGAAGCUGCUGGCGAGUUCCGUCAUGUGGUAGACACAUUGAUAGAAGCUGCAUCAGUAGCUGUCGUUCUCGAGAAGUCGUCUGUUGCUUUACGUUUCCUUGAUGAAGCCAAAUCUGCUGUAGCAACACUCUGUGGUAAAGAUGCUGAGUUCCAGGACACCCUGGCCAAAUAUACGGAAGCUUGUAUCGAGAGACUUAGAGGAAAGGCGAUGUUUUUAUCGGGUCGACUUGAAGAAGCCUACCGCCAUCUUCGUAAAGCAGGUUCUAUACUAGGCUUAUAUCAACCCACAGCAAAAUGGCAGAUCAACAUUCAGAUGAUAAAACUACAAUUUUCAACAUUUCCUUCUUCUACAUUAUUAAAAUCUUUUGAGCAAUACGACCAUAUUAGUACCAUAAACAGACGAUUAGUGGAAGCGGGAAACUGUCUGUCAGAUCUGUGUCGACUUCAUAAAGAACAGGAAAACCACACCUUACUUCUGUUUGAUUCUCGUCGACUGGCUAACCUUUAUCAGCACACUCUGCCUCAUCCACAACAGCUACUAGAAUCUUUCAUCCAUUUAAUAGAUUACUGUAGAAUUAGAAGAUGGACGGAGGCUUGUCAUCGACUGGAAUUAGAACUUUUUGCCACUUGUGUUUCUCUAUCACGUUAUUUGUCCUCUGAAGAUAUUCGACUUUUAGCCAAGACAUUCUGUCAUGGUGCCUCUUGCUGUGUUGAUAAUGGUGCUGUUGUGAAAGCAAUUAACAUAGGUGAUAAUAUAUUUUGUUAUUGGAACCAGAGUCGGUUUGAAACUGAAAAGAUAAUGGUGUCCCGAUAUAUAUGUAUAUAG